Messenger RNA from Helianthus annuus (common sunflower), 2793 nucleotides. RefSeq names its product interaptin-like. The transcript has 4 exons. The record is from RefSeq and is a predicted model, not a curated record. Lineage: Eukaryota; Viridiplantae; Streptophyta; Magnoliopsida; Asterales; Asteraceae. The coding region runs from base 1 to 2793 and encodes 930 amino acids.
AUGUAUUACAAAGGAAGUGUUCAAGAUACUGAAUUAAUUCCGAAGGUUCAAACUGCUUUUAGUGCUGAAAAUUCAUCUGGUUCAGUUAAUCAAAGUUCAAGUAGCAGUGGAUUUUCGUCAUACUCGAGUGUUAAUCCGAAGAGUUCAACCUCAAGUCAUCAGUUUCAAAACACAAACAGCAGUAAUGGUCAAGUUUUAAACUGCAACAUCGCAUUGCAUCUUCAGAAUGGUCAAAAUUUCUCUAAAGAGGUCAUUAAAGGUCACAUGUCAUUACAUGGUACAGUGUUAGAGUCAUAUGAAGAUAGAAUUAAGAAGCUACAGGAGAAGCAAGCAACAAAGAAUCAGAAAGAAGUAAAAUGCGAGAGUGUAGAUCAGGAAGAGAAGAAUGAAAAGAAUGAAGAAGUUAAUGUUGUUGAGAAGAUGGUUGAAGCUGAGAAGGUGGUUGAAGUGGAGAAGAUAACUGAAGUAGAAAAGAUUGUUGAGGUCAUCAAACCGUGUCUUAAAUGCUUGGAAUCUUGCAAGCAGUGUGAAGAAAAAGAUGAAAAGUUGAAUGAGUUUGACAAGAUGAAAGAAAAGUUAGUGUUUGAUCUCAAUUACGUGAAAGAAUCAUAUGAUGGUUCCGGUGUUAUCUUCGAUCCUCUUCAUAACAGUUGUUGUGAUUUGGAUAUUCAGAAAAAUACAGAGUUGGCCAAUUUUAGUGGUAUAUUGGAGUUUAUGGGUCGUAUUCCAAUCCAGAAAGCACUUACUGAUCAACGACCACUGUACAAAUCACACAUAGAAUGUUUCUGGAAGAAUGCAAGCUAUGAUGAUCAGAACAAAGUAAUUUCGUCAAUUGUCGAAGUGCAUGGCAAGAUGGAGAAAAUACUAGUUACCGAAGCGCUUAUUCGUGAAGUUGUUAACUUUCCAGAUGAGGCAGAGUCGCCAACGAGAUUUCCAGAAAGAAUGGUGAAAGGCUGUAUGUUAAGAAUGGGUUAUCAGGGAGCUUUGAAUGCUGGAAACUAUUUGAAGUCGAAGUUUCAGAAACCGUACAAGUUCCUUAUUCACUGUGUGUUGAUGUCAUUGAGCCAUACAAAAGGAAGUUAUGAUACGAUGCAUGACUAUCAAAUGAAUAUGGUUACUGCAUUAGUGUUGAACAAAAAGUAUAAUUUCUCACAUAUUGUAUUCCACUAUAUGGCUGAGAAUAUUAAGACAGACAGAAAGAGUUGGAUGUAUCCGAGGUUCGUGCAGAUGUUGAUUGAUCACGCUUAUCCUGAGAUUGACAGAAACAUAAAGAAUGACUUGUUGAUACAAUCACACAUGAGCAAUGAUUUGCUUAAACAGCUUGUGAGAUAUCACCCGAAUCACCAAGAACCAAAAGUUGUUGCUGAAUUCUUCGGUUUUAUAAAAGAUGCAAACUACGUUGAUCCUGAUCCAGUUGAUCAUCAGAAGUGGAGAAACGAAGCUGAAAUGAAAGAGGCGGCGUAUGUUGAAGAGCUGAAAAUUCUUGAAGAUUUCAAAAACACAAAGAAUGAAUGGUAUGUUAAAGAAACAGGGAGAAGACGCAGAAAGGCCACUCCUAUUGUUCAAAAGGUUGAUGGAUCUUCUUCACAACCAAAGAAGAAGCAAAAGAAAGCUGCGAAAACGUCUUUGAUUGAUGAACCUGAAGAAGAUGAAACAGUGGUAGCUGCGGAAGAAGAUCCGUUUAAUGUUGAAGAAUAUUUGUUGUUCGAUACUGAUGUCUUAGAGACAGGGCCAACUAUGGAAGUUGAAGCUGAGCAUGUUGUGAAUGUUGAAUCUCAGAAAGGGAAAGAUAAAGUUAUUGAUGACAUUGAGGGAUAUGAUGUUGAUAAAGAUACUACAAGCUCCUCGAGUUCUUCAGAAGAGGAAGUUGAUGAAACUGAACGUUUACGAAGGAUUCAGGAAGCUACAAAACAAGAAAAAUUGUUGAGAAAAAGAAAGAGACAGGAAAAGGACGAUGAUGAAGCUUAUGUUCCUUCUCUAGAACAUGUCUCUGAAUCACAAUCUCCUCCAGGAGAUUUUGAUUUUGCAAACACCUCACAAGUCAAAAAUGUUGAAAAGAAAGUUGAUGAAGUGAUUGCUGAAAACAAGAAAUUAGCUGCUGAAAACAAGAAAGUUGCAGAUCGUGAAAGAAUUCUUGAAAUGCGUGUGAAGAGGUUGGAGGGUGAUAACAAAGAGUUGUUGAAGAAGAUUGACUCUGAUCAAUCUGAGAUAGACAUCUUGAAGGUGAGAGUUGCUGAGCUUGAAGAAGAAAAAGCUCGACGAGAUGAACAAAAUGAAUACUUCAAGUUGAAGAACAAAGAACUAGAAGCGGCUAAGGCGUUCAGAGAUCAUGAAUUCUAUAUGCUGAAUAUAGUAGUUGAAAGUAUGCUUGGAACGUCUGUAGAACAAAAGUUUGAAGAGCUGCAAGUUGAAGAGCUCAGAGCAGAACGUCAAGCUAAAAUUGAUGAACAGAUGAAAGACAAAGGCAAAGGUGUUGGAAGUAGUUCUGCAGUGGCUGAGAGAUCGAUUGUUCCUUCUAUGGUCGUUGAAAAUCCUGAACCUAUCUCUGCAAUAUCUGGUCUUUUUGAGGAAGAUACUCCUCUUGAUGAGUUAAUCGGUGAUAGUGAUGAAGAAGAUGAUGAUGAGGAGGAUGACGAGGAAGAUGAAAAAGAUGAGAAAGUAUAUUCUGCGAGCAGUCAUAGUUCUGGUAAAGACGAUGAUGAUGACGAUGCUCAGGGUGGUACAGGGUUGAAAGUUACUGAGGCUUCCACUGAGAAGAAUGUAAACGAUUUGAUGAACGAUUCAGUGAACUAA